AUGUCACUCAACUCCGAAGUGCUAGCCGCCAGAGCCCUCUCGGCGGUUCUGACGCCUGCAACUACGACGGAAGUGCUGCUCCUGACGCCCUCGCCUUAUGACACAGACCACGACGAGAAGCCGCGGCCACAUUUAUUUGGCAAAGUCACGGGCUUGCUUCAGCGCACGCUUUCCCGCUCCAGAGAAAACUCCGUAAGUCUGUGUCUCUCCGAUGCCACGGGCGUCACCGGCGCUGCCAGCCGCUCAGGAAGCGUGGCUAACUUAGUCAAAUCACGUCUGCCCCGUUCGCCGCGUCUCACCAGCAUUUCAGCUCGCCCGAGUCGAGUAUCGCUCGUUAAGGAAACCAAUCAUGUUUCGCUUGAAUACGACCCCAUCACGCGCCGUAAGGUGUUGAACACCUACGAGAUUCUUCGCGAGAUUGGCCGUGGUGAGCACGGCCGUGUGAAGUUGGCGCGUGACUUGGUCCACGAUGAGCUUGUAGCCAUCAAAAUUGUCAGCAGAAAGUCCAAGAAGGAACGCCAGCUGCUCCGCAUGAGGAGACCCUCCAAUUUGGUUGCAGGUCCAAACCGUCAGCAUAACAACAAUGAAAAUAAGAUCCGUCGAGAGAUCGCCAUCAUGAAGCGUUGUGACCAUAAGAACAUUGUUCAGCUCAAGGAAGUGCUCGACGACAUGAACCUGUACAAGAUCUACUUGGUUCUCGAAUAUAUGGAUCGAGGUGAGAUCAAGUGGAAGCGCAGAACGCCAAUAGUCACACCGAGGCCCUUUUCGGAUCCUGAUGACCAGAAGCUCCCGUGCUGUGUAAACCAACGCAGUAUUACUGCUAGUGAAGACAACGAAUUGCUCACUGAUGACUACUCUCCCAAUCUCACAUUCAGACAGCUGCGCCGUAUCUUCCGUGAUGUACUCUUGGGCCUCGAAUACCUCCACAUGCAAGGCAUUGUUCAUCGUGAUAUCAAACCCGCUAAUUUGUUAGUGAGCCUGGACUAUGUGGUCAAGAUCAGUGACUUCGGUGUCUCAUUUGCAUCUUCACUCGGCUCUUCCGACGACGGAGAACUGUUCAAUGAUAUGGAGCUUGCAAAAACGGUUGGAACACCUGCAUUUUUUGCUCCUGAACUUUGUCAGACGAAUUUUUCUGCGAGCUCAAGCACUGUGAACUUCGAUUCUACAAAAAUGAUGAUGACUCCAUCUGGAAGCUUCCCGAAAGUCAAUCAUAAGAUUGACAUCUGGGCACUUGGAGUCACUUUGUACUGCCUACUUUUUGGCAAAGUUCCAUUUAAUGCGGAAAGCGAGUUUAAACUCUUCGACGUCAUCGUGAAUGAGCCCUUGGUUUUCCCUAGCGAUGCUCAAUCAUUUAAUUCGCCUCAAGAGGUCUCUCCGGAAGAGUUCGAAAUGGCCAAGGAUCUUUUGAGCAAGAUGUUGGACAAGGAUAGUACCACACGUAUUGAUAUCCCAGACAUCAAAGAGCAUCCAUUUGUUCUUAUGGAUCUCGAAGACGACGUCAAGAAACUAGACGAACUUUUCUUUUUUAAUGCCAACUAUGUUGCAGAAUCUGAUGCUUUAAACAACUUGGGCGACAAGGUUCUGCAAGAGGAAAUCGACAAUGCCGUUGUGGGUGUUGGGGCCCGUAUUCGAAGCAACAUCUUGAGAGCCAUGAAGAACGCAGACAGUGAUGCAUUGCGUAAGCUCCUGUUGAAAAUGGAAUCAUCCUUGAGUGCUACCUCAUCAAGUGAAGACUCUUCUUAUGUGGGCUCACAACUGAAUCUUGUCUCGCAACUAUUUCCCAGUGAGAAUUCAGUGAUUUUAUCCGAAGCUCUACAAGAAUCGACUCUGAGAAAUAGUUACGACUAUUUUGCAAAACAGCUGCCUCUUCCACUGCAUCUUUCGCAUCACACACACAUCCAGUCGCAUCUUUCACAACCUCCUCACCUGGCACCCAACCAAAGUCCGUUGCAUUCUUCCAACGCCAGUUUUGUGAGUAGAGGAUCGGUUUCCCUACGCAAUAACCUCAUUCUCCUGGAUAUCGAGAGCCCUUCAUCGAGCAGAAAAGGGAGUGUAUCAGGAAUACUGGAAGCCCCACAAAUUGAAACGAAGCGUAAUGUUGGUGGCGAUUUGUAUUUAAAGAACCAGUCGGCAAUUGAUGCUUUCAAAGAUAUACAAGUAUUGGAUCAAAAGCGCCGUCGACUGAGUGUUUUCACCUCGUUGAGCCAAAGCCACAAUUCUUCAGUUUCCACGCCAACGAAGACUUCUGAAGAUUCUGAGAUCCCUGCUAACAUAGUUAGCAAACAGGAGAAACCUAGCAGGAUCAAAGUGGGCCCAAUCCGCAUAGACAAAUGCCGGCGCCCAUCCUCAGUGAUCUCCUUACCACUUACAGAGAGUUUCGCUUCAUUGGAUAGUCUUAAUGACGACUACCUCUCCCUGAAAUACAUGGAGUUCCGCAAGCAGAAAAGAACUGAUCCGGAUCCUGGAGUAACCAAUUCAGACUCCGCACUCCGUAUAAAAGACGCCACAACCUCAAUUUCAGAGAAGUUUGAGAAGUUUAAUUUGGGUACACUGAUGGCGGGUGCAUCGCCUAAACUCUCAGAAGAGUUCAAGAGCGAGGACAUAGCCCCUCAUGCUAGGGGCUACAGUUCCUCGAGAUCCCUGUCAUUCUCCUCCGUGUCAUCAUCAUGCUCCUCUGGUAGUGGUAGUGAUAGCGAUGAAGGAGGAGGCGACCUCACCGUCAAUUUUAUUUCAAAAGUGGCUCCCAAAUCUCGGCCACCAUUCCUUUCACUCAGCAAACGUGCUCAAUCUCAUGAAUCCAACUUACCUAAUUUGGCAAAUCAGCAAAGUUCAAAUUACUAUGAUGUGCCAAUCGUUUUCCAAGAUCAUUUGUUAGAACUCGAAGAUGUCCCUGUUGGUUUAAUGGGUGCCCCCAGAGAGGACUCCGGUUUUGACCCUACAGACAUGACUCCUACUGCCUCCACUUUGACUGGUCUUGCUUCUAGCGCUACUAUCACUCAGGACGUACAGGGUUUGAGAUUCCCAAAGAAAGCGAGUGCCCAAAGCUCCCCUCUUCGUAAGGAGAUCACAUCUGAAUCUCCAACUGAUUUAGGAGGAUUUGCUAAACAAGACAACCGCAAAGUGCCAACUGUCACUGGAUCUAGCCCUAGGCCCAAUGGGUACUUUAAUAACCAUUAUACGAAGGAGUCGAUCAAAUCACCUUUUCCUCUCGCUAAUCAUUUAGAAGGUGACUUAGAGAGCCAAUCAAAGCGUGAUCUGAAGGGCCAAGCAAGGCCCACUGCAUUGCGUUCCAACUCUAUUACAGUGGGGUUGCUUCAGCGUGAACGUUCAGUGAAAGAAACUUAA
Molecule: messenger RNA, 3345 nt
Organism: Sungouiella intermedia
Lineage: Eukaryota; Fungi; Ascomycota; Pichiomycetes; Serinales; Metschnikowiaceae
Source: the annotation of a GenBank genome assembly